Molecule: messenger RNA, 561 nt
Organism: Iphiclides podalirius (scarce swallowtail)
Lineage: Eukaryota; Metazoa; Arthropoda; Insecta; Lepidoptera; Papilionidae
Source: the annotation of a GenBank genome assembly
AUGAGGGUUAACGGAGGGCCCGAAUUCUUGGUGCCAUUGUCAACAGACGCGGUCGAAAUGGGUCAGCAGGUAUCAGGUAUAACGUCUCCCUGCGCUCGACGUGCUGUGCCGCCGUGCGCCCAUUCGCUUUUUGCCCACCUUUCGUCGCGGGCGCCUCCACCAUUGUUCGGGGGCAUUUCUCUCGCGUGGGAACCGUCUGUAACGCGAUUGGACUGUCCCGGUGAUAAUUUAAGUGAUGGUCGAACAGAUCUAGUGGUUGUUUUACUGUUCGAUAAGUGCACUAUGGCCGUCUCGCCGAUAUUCCCGGUCGUGCUGAUUGUUACAUUUGCGAAAUGUAAUGGGCAAUCGAUUCCAGGCUACAACUAUGUGAACGGUGCAACGCAAUUUGGAGAUCUAUUGAAGCCACCACCUCCUCCGUUACCAAUCGCCCCUGUGCCAUUCCAUGGAGGCAAACCACAGCGCCAAACCAUGAACCCCUUUACCAAAGCGAUAGCACACUUCUGUCUGAAGGUCCUGAAGAAAGAAUUUACUGACGAAGACGAGGACGUUCGACGUAAAAAU